AUGAGCUCCGAUAACGCCUCGCCGCAGGCAGGCCAGAAUUAUAACAACACUUCUCCGAACGACUCCUCCCGAUCCCUUCCUGGCCACAACCCCGCGAUCGCGAAAUAUAGCAAGGUCAAACUCCGGCCAGACACAAUUGUGAGGCCUGAUCUUUUCACAUUGUACUUUGGAUUUUUCGGCACAGCAGCCUGGACGCGAAAGGUCUCAAACACAGUGAACGAGCGAGUGGAGAACCACUACGUGCUGACAGCACGAUCCCCGACCCAAGACGAAUUCGAUGCAAUGGUUGAGCACUCAACGCGAUGCCUGUACCAGUCGCGGAGGGGUAUACCCGUAAGCUCAUUCAUCGGAACAGCAUACCUCCUCAACCAAGCACGCAAGUCGCCACUGUUUCCGAGCAAUCCCACCCCAGCCUCACUAUUGAAUACGGUGCGUAACAUGUGGGCCGAUAAUGCCUUAAGAGGCAACAUCAGCACAGCGGUAUUCAAACUGGUCUUUAUUGUUAGUCUUGGAAGUAUGGCAUCGAGCGCUUACGCGGUUUCCCAAGAUGCCAUGCGAAUGUUGACGGACCCGCGAUUGAAGCGGUUCGUCGAGGACGUACGCAGGGCGAAACCCGAGGACGUGCGCAAGCGUAAGAUCCAGGCCGCUAGCGAGCGUGUCCGCAGCAUCCGCAGUGGCGAGAAAGACAUUGGCUCCCAGGUGCGACAGGCCAUCAGCAUGCCUGGUGGGUAUGCAGGCGACGAUGUGUACGAACCGGAGCAGGCGUCUUACGAUGCUCCCGCGCAGGCGAAUUCUUACUCUGAAUACAUGAACACCAAUGAUACCCAGGCGAGCUCUCAAUCCCCUUCGUCGGAGUUGUCUCAAUCGGGUUCGAAUGGUGGUGCAAUCUGGGCACGCGGCAGAGGCACUCAACCCGAAUCAAAAUCAGCUUUGGAUAUCCUGGAGGAGGACGAUGCUAGCCCUACCGCUGCAGAAUACCGGAAUACAAACAUUGAUGGGUCACCGAGUACUGGCAGUGCCUGGGACCGGAUCAGACGACAGAAUGCCGGAGCACGACCCCAGCCUCGACAGCAGCCCGUGUCACAGCCUUCACCGAACCCUCUCUCUGCUGGGUUUGGCCAGAGUGACCAAGAAAAGUAUGACUCCACUCAGAAGACUGAGAGGGAUCAAGCACAGGCAGAGUUUGAUCGCAUGAUUGAUGCGGAAAGGAACAUUGGCAAUGAUGGAUCAUCUCGAAACCGCGGUUGGUGA
This is a messenger RNA of Penicillium roqueforti, 1251 nucleotides long. Its product is annotated as putative endo-1,3(4)-beta-glucanase. The record is from RefSeq and is a predicted model, not a curated record. Bases 1 to 1251 code for a protein of 416 amino acids. Lineage: Eukaryota; Fungi; Ascomycota; Eurotiomycetes; Eurotiales; Aspergillaceae. The transcript has a single exon.